This is a messenger RNA of Cladophialophora yegresii CBS 114405, 2583 nucleotides long. RefSeq names its product alpha-glucosidase. Bases 1 to 2583 code for a protein of 860 amino acids. The transcript is spliced from 2 exons. The record is from RefSeq and is a predicted model, not a curated record. NCBI's taxonomy places the organism in Eukaryota, Fungi, Ascomycota, Eurotiomycetes, Chaetothyriales, Herpotrichiellaceae. Gene Ontology annotation, molecular function: hydrolase activity, hydrolyzing O-glycosyl compounds; carbohydrate binding. Gene Ontology annotation, biological process: carbohydrate metabolic process.
AUGCCGCAGCUAGAGAAUAUCCCAAAGUUCUACAAACAGGUCGCCGCAGAAUCGAAGAGACCUGGAGCACUUCAUCUUCAGUCUAAUGAUCUAGAGACGAAAUUCGACUUGACCUUCGAGCCAGUGUUGCCCAACGUGCUCAGAACCACAUUCUCUUCUACGUCUCACCCGCUCCCGCCAUAUCCGUCCAUACCUCCACCAGAAGGCGACAUCUCAGGGACCAAGGUCACGUCGUUCCGGCCGAGCGAGCAAAGUUGCGUUACUGAAGUUGGCAAUGUCAGGGUAUCAAUUGAGUGGAGUCAUGCCCCAGUGGUAAGCUUGAGCUGGCUGGACUCGGAUGAGGUUCUGCAUUCUGAUCUCUCGUUCCGUUCUUAUGUUGUCGAUGGCCCCGGUAUUGCUCACUAUACGCAACACGACCGAAAAGCUUUACAUGUUGGACUUGGAGAGAAAGCUGCGCCGAUGGAUCUCACGGCUCGCCAUUUCCAGAUGUCGGCAACGGAUUGCUUCGGGUACGAAGCUUACGCGACUGAUCCGAUGUAUAAGAUGAUGCCCCUGUUGGUGAAAGCAACGUCGCAUGGCUGCAUUGCGAUGGUCUCCACAAGCCACUCGAGAGGUUCAUGGUCCGUUGGCUCCGAGAUCGAUGGUCUAUGGGGCCACUUUAAGGUCUACAGGCAAGACUACGGCGGGCUGGAGGAAUAUCUGAUCGUGGCACGCACGCUGAAGGAUGUGGUGUACAGCUAUGCGCAGCUCGCUGGGUUCCCGCUUCUCUCUCCACGUUGGGCUUACGGCUACAUCUCUGGUGGCUACAGGUAUACUGCUCUCGAUGAUCCUCCGGCACACCAAGCGCUUCUAGAGUUCGCGGAGAAGCUCAAGAAGCAUGAUAUUCCGUGCUCUGGCCACCAGAUGAGCUCCGGUUACUCGAUAGCCGAAACCGAGCCCCGAGUGCGCAACGUCUUUACCUGGAACAAACAUCGGUUUCCGGAUCCCGAAGAGUGGAUUCGGCAGUUUCAUGCCCAAGGCAUCAAGCUGUUGACGAACGUCAAGCCCUUUGUUCUCGCGUCACAUCCUGAUUACGAGUACCUGGUAAAGAAGACUGGCCUGUUCACCGAUCCCAGAAGGAAGAAGAACGCGGAGAUGCGGCUCUGGAGUGCUGGUGGCGGUGAAAGCGGGAUCGGUGGCCACCUUGACUUUACUUCGGCGGCGACGUAUGAAUGGUGGGCUCGUGGUGUCGAGAGGCUGAAAGAGCAAGGCAUUGAUGGCAUGUGGAAUGACAACAACGAGUACCCUCUACCCAAUGAUGACUGGCAGUUGGCCCUCGAAACGCUGCUGGCAGCCAGGCCCGACGCACCGAAUAAGCUUGGGCUCUGGGGACGUGCUAUGCACUCUGAAUUGAUGGCAAAGGCGUCGUACGAGGGUCUCCUACGAGCGGAACCUGGUGUGCGGCCGUUCGUCCUGACUCGCAGCGCGAGCAUCGGAACGCUGCGAUAUGCGUCAAGUUCUUGGAGCGGCGACAAUAUGACAUCUUGGGAGUCGAUGAAGGCUGCGAACGCGAUAUCGUUGAAUGCCGGGAUCAGCUUGUUGCAAUGUUACGGUCACGAUAUCGGCGGCUUCGAGGGCCCUCAACCUUCUCCCGAAUUGCUGCUCCGUUGGAUUCAGCUGGGAUGCCACCAAAUCCGCUUCGCAAUCAAUUGUUUCAAAACGUCGCCGCAAGACAACCAAGCCGGGGAGGUAAUUGAGCCGUGGAUGUACCCGGAGAUUACGCCACUGGUACGCAUGGCGAUCAAGCGACGCUACGAGAUCAUGCCGUACAUCUACUCACUCGGUCUUGAAAGCCACUUGGCAGCAAGCCCGCCGCAGAGGUGGAUCGGUUGGGGUUACGAGUCAGAUCCGGAAGUUUGGACGAAGCCGCUGAAGUCCGGCGAGGAGCAAUAUUGGUUCGGCGACACGCUGCUGAUCGGCGGAGUCUACCAGCCUGGUGUCGACACAGCCAGAAUGUACCUGCCCCGACGUGGCGAAGGUGGAUUUGACUAUGGUUAUGUUAACCUGAACGCACCAUAUGAUCACCUUGCAUCUGGUCAGUGGGUGACGGUGUCGUCGCCCUGGAGGGAAAGCAUACCCAUCUUUGCCAAAGUUGGUGGAGCGCUACCUGUCGGGAAGAGUGUCCAGACCCGGAUGCCAGGUGAUACCAAGCCAGCCUGUCAAUCGCUCCCCGAAGACGAUUAUCGCGGCGUUGAGAUCUUUCCUCCCAAAGGAAGCUCGCACGGUACGGCGUUCACCACCACUUGGUAUGAGGACGACGGCAUGUCUCUCCACCCAGACAUAUCGUCUUUUACUGUUUCAUAUAGUAGCUCGGCACAAAAAGUGGCUGUGUCUUUCACUCCGGCCCUCGACAACCUCUUUCUCCCACCCUGGAGAGAGUUAGAAUUCAUUUUGCCACGUGGAGACGAGAGGUAUAUCGAGUCGACUGACGGGGUCAGAAUGCAACGUGUCGAGUCGCCAAGCUGUGGCAGGGUCCGCUUUAAAAUGCCUGUCUUUGCCCAAGGUGGCGGCACCGGCCAUGAGAUCAAUGGGCAGCCUCAGUAG